UGCCUUGCAGUGGACAGCUGUCUAAUUAAGAGUCAAUUAGGAGUCAGACACUUUAGUCUCAGCUGGUCCCUCAGUCUUUCUGCAUCAAUAUCCACACAUAUGCCUCGCCAAUUCCCGAAGGUAACGCUGAGCGAGGCCGAGGAGGAGACGCAGCUGCUCGCCGAGAAGAAGUACGCAAGUGCGUUGAAGGAAGAAGACACAAAUGCCUUCACGAUGUUCACCGUCGCCGAGGACUGUCCGAUCGGACUCAAGCAAGCGAUGGAGCACGAGCUGCUUAAAGAGCUGGCGGAGCAGCAGUCGGAGGAGACGGCCAAGAGGAGGAAAAGCUUGAUGAUAAUUCGCUCGCGGUCGAUGUCCCUGCAGUGUCCCGCGACGACGCCAUCGCUCACACCGUACCUGUCCCCCAGCUCCACCUGCUCGUCCGUGCAGGAGAGCUGUCCUGAAUACCAGAGGGUCACCAUCAGUGGGGAUUACUGUGCCGGAAUCACAGUGGAGGACUACGAACAGGCUGCCAAGAGUCUGUAUAAGGCCCUGCUCAUACGGGAGAAAUACUCAAAGCUGGCUUAUCACAGAUUCUGCAGAACGACGGCCCAGUUCCUCUGCAGCGCUGAGAGCACCACGUGGAGCGAGGAAGACGAGGUUCGACCAGAUAUGUGCCCGUGUCCACUGCAUGGGGACGAUCCCUACAGCCUGGAAAAGAUCCCUGAGAACCGGAACUAUCGUCUGAAGAUGAAGGACGGAAUCGUGCACGUGUACGACAACGACGAGUCUCUGAGACGAAACGAGCCUCAUGACCUUCCAUAUCCGGACUUGGAAACCUUUGCAAUAGACCUGCGCCACGUGCUGGCGAUGAUCGCAGACGGACCCACGAAGACCUACUGUCACAGGCGACUUAAUUUCCUCAGUUCAAAGUUCCACCUCCAUGAGAUGCUCAAUGAAACCGCGGAACUGAAGGAGUUGAAAAGUGUGCCUCACAGAGAUUUCUACAAUGUUAGGAAGGUGGACACGCACAUUCACGCCGCCGCCUGCAUGUCUCAGAAACACCUCCUGACCUUCAUCAAGGAGACGUAUAAGACCGAGGCCGACCGCGUGGUGCUGGACAAGGCCGGACAGAAGUUGACUCUCAGGCAGGUGUUUCACAGCCUCAAUAAAGAUCCGUACGACCUCACGGUGGACUCGUUAGACGUCCACGCGGGAAGACAAACGUUCCACCGAUUCGAUAAGUUCAAUUCAAAGUAUAACCCGGUGGGAGCCAGCGAACUUCGGGAAAUCUUCCUGAAAACGGACAACUUCAUUGACGGACAGUAUUUCGCUCGUCUCGUAAAGGAAGUGUCUCACGACCUGGAGGAGAGUAAGUAUCAACACGCCGAGCCGCGGCUGUCCAUCUACGGACGAGGCUUAGAGGAGUGGGACAGUCUGUCCAAGUGGUUCAUCCGUCACAAAGUCCACUCUCCAAACAUGAGGUGGAUGAUCCAGGUGCCCAGGAUCUAUGACAUUUUCAAGGCGAAGAAGCUGGUGCCUAAUUUUGCCAAAAUGCUGGAGAACAUAUUCCUGCCACUGUUUGAGGCCACCGUCAACCCACAGAAGCACAAAGACCUUCACAUUUUCCUCAAAUAUGUGUCGGGGUUCGACAGCGUCGACGACGAGUCCAAACACAGCGACCACAUGUUCUCCUUCAAAAGCCCGAAGCCAGAGCUGUGGACUUCGGAUGAAAACCCUCCGUACAGCUACUACAUAUUCCACAUGUACGCAAACAUCAUGGUCCUCAACAACCUCCGGAAAGAGCUGGGCCUGAGCACGUUCCAGUUCCGUCCGCAUUGCGGCGAAGCCGGGUCGAUCACUCAUUUGGUCUCCGCCUUCCUCGCUGCCGACAACAUCUCGCACGGACUCAACUUGAAGAAGAGUCCUGUGCUGCAGUACCUGUACUACCUGGCCCAGGUGCCGAUUGCAAUGUCUCCACUGAGCAACAACAGCCUCUUCCUGGAAUACUCCAAAAAUCCUCUGAGAGAGUUCCUGCACAAAGGCCUGUGUGUGUCGCUGUCCACAGACGACCCCAUGCAGUUCCACUACACCAAGGAGCCACUGAUGGAGGAAUACGCCAUAGCAGCUCAGCUGUGGAAGCUCAGCACGUGUGACGUCUGCGAGAUAGCCAGGAACAGUGUUCUGCAGAGCGGACUUUCUCACCAGGAGAAGAAGCAUUUCUUGGGUGUGAACUAUCUGAAAGACGGACCCGAAGGAAACGACAUCCACCGCACCAACGUGGCCCAGAUCCGCAUGGCCUACAGACACGAGACCCUGUGCAACGAGCUGAGCUUUAUCGUCGACGCAGUGAAGUCUGAACUCCUCAACUCACAGAACGACUGAAACGGGAAAACAAGAGAUUACGCAUGCUGCACGACCACGGUUUGUCUUUAUGUGGAAAAAGUGCCAUUGAGUAAAUGAUGAUUAAACAGUGAGAAUUGAAACGUUGACAUGGUCAAAAGAAUGAGCAAGAAUUAGUGACAUCUAGUGGUUAGAAUGCACAUUACAACAAAAGGACUCCUUUACCUCUCUAUCCCGAGCAUGUCAGGGAACCACGUGGCUUUUGUAAAGUCUCCUCUGUGCCGGAACCUUCUGAUGUAGAUCAGCUUUUUCCCUCUUUCUCGCUGCUGCUGCUGACAACAUCUCACACGGACUCGACUGUUAAAAGGUUCUUUUUACUGCCAGGAAAUAAAAGUUCAAACAUAUUCAGACGCGCUCUGCAGAUUUUAGAAUGACCCGCCUUAGAGCAGGGGAAGUCAGCGCCCCCUCGUGGACACACUGGUUAACCAUCAUUUGUAUAAGUAAGCUCCCGUCCAUUAAAGGACCACUUCACCCAAAUAAUUUACAGUUUUUUUUUAUUAUUAUUAAUUUCCAGAGAUAACAGGAAGUUGGGAUUGAAUAUCCUGAAUAAAAAAUUCACUUCCUUAAAAGAAAAUAAAAGCCCCACACUGCUCUUUACUGUCAAGAUGCUG
Solea senegalensis (Senegalese sole) is the source of this 2993-nucleotide messenger RNA. RefSeq names its product adenosine monophosphate deaminase 3a (gene ampd3a). Gene Ontology annotation, cellular component: cytosol. Gene Ontology annotation, biological process: IMP salvage; AMP metabolic process. The record is from RefSeq and is a predicted model, not a curated record. Bases 100 to 2364 code for a protein of 754 amino acids. Gene Ontology annotation, molecular function: AMP deaminase activity. NCBI's taxonomy places the organism in Eukaryota, Metazoa, Chordata, Actinopteri, Pleuronectiformes, Soleidae. The transcript has 15 exons.